Messenger RNA from Dunckerocampus dactyliophorus (ringed pipefish), 7815 nucleotides. Its product is annotated as collagen alpha-1(XVIII) chain-like. Lineage: Eukaryota; Metazoa; Chordata; Actinopteri; Syngnathiformes; Syngnathidae. The coding region runs from base 230 to 5098 and encodes 1622 amino acids. The transcript is spliced from 41 exons. Gene Ontology annotation, molecular function: protein binding. The record is from RefSeq and is a predicted model, not a curated record.
ACUCUCGUUUUAAAGUGAAUUCAUGUCGCUGACAACACGACAAGAGGGAUGAAGAGGAGGAGUUUGAGGGAGUCACGGCAUAUCUGAGUGACCAUCGUCAAAGCCGACCUCCUGGUGCACGUCCCCCAUCUGUCCAUGUUUAGUGCUUGUUCACGAGGGGGUGUGCACUUCCAGAGGAAAGAUCUGCCUGACUUUAACCACCGUACACUCGGACCUUUUCGAUCGCAGGAUGUUGAGGAUCCAGACUUGGCUCCUGCUCCUGGUUCUCUGUGUCGGAGGCUCAGCGGCCUGGUUUUGGUUCUCUGAGCCAGAGCUCACCACAGAGCCCCCGACAGGAGCCACCCCAACACCUAAUGGCACAAAGAGGGUGGAAGAGGAGGAUGACAACUUGUCAGGGGUUGGAGAAGAGAUUCUCAGCGUGGCCACUGGAAUCCGUAAGUUGGUCGAGGCGUGGGACACCACCGCCAGCCCCCGGACUACUAAUGGAUCCCUGAAGAUGGAGAGCGCAAGCUCUAACAUGACGGGUAAUAAUGACGAGGUCAGGGCGGGGAAGGUUGAGGAAGGGUCUGGGGUUUGGGAAGGGGAUGCGUCCGGAUCAGGAUCAGGAUCAGGAUCAGGAUCAGGGUCCAGGCAAGAUCUUGGGUCUGGGCUAGACUCAGAUUUUGAGGGCGGCAACAUCCAGCCAAGUAACGUAACCAGCAUAACAGACGGCAACAAUGACACUCUGGAUGCUGCGUCUGAUCCACUUUGUCUCCCCGUGCCCUCUGAUUGGCCCAUGUGCUCCAGAAAGCGCCCACAGUUUUUCACGCUACCCAAUUUUUUCAACCACUCAUCUGUGGAGCAGGUGGGGGCGGCCCUGCAGGAGUGGCGGCGGCUGGCCACGGUGGGCUGUCACCACAGCACAGAGUGGUUUGUGUGCCUCCUGCUGGUGCCCAGAUGCCCCUCCAACGCCAGCACGCCCCUGCGCCUGCCCUGUCGCAGCUUCUGCCAUGAAGUGCAGGACAGCUGCUGGGUGUCGAUGAAAAGCGGGCAGCUUCCCGUGGAUUGUGGCCUCCUUCCUAAGGAGGCGCAGGACCCCGGCCGCCCUCCGUGCGUGUCUGUUAGUAACUGGAAAGAGCAAAGCAGUUUGUCUCUACUGCAGCUAAUCGGAGAACCGCCGCCCGAUGAGAUCCGACGUGUCAGCGGGCCAAGUGGCACCCCAACCUAUGUCUUCACCUCUGCAGCUGUGGCGGGCCAGCCGGCUCUGGCCCACGUGCCCAACCCGUUCUACCGCCAUUUCUCCCUCCUCUUCCACGUCAAGCCGUCCACUCCCACUGCCUCCGUCCUCUUCGCCAUCACCGACGGGCCGCAGAGGCUCAUGCACGUUGCCGUCAAGCUCAGUGCGGUAGAGUCGGGCCGGCAGAGGGUGCAGUUCUUCUACACCGAGCCCGAUUCGGAGGCGUCCUACGAGGCGGCGAGCUUCGAGGUGCCGAGCCUGGUGGACAAAUGGACUCGUUUCUCUCUCUCACUCUUUGAGGAGCAGGUGACCUUCUACCAGGGAUGCGAGUCGGCACCGCGGGUGGUCAAGUUUGAGCGCUCACCGGACCCCAUGGAGCUUGACCCAGCGGCCGGGAUCUUUGUCGCUCAGGCUGGAGGAGCUGACUCUGACAAGUUCCAGGGUGAGAUUGCGGAGCUCACGGUGGUGGGAAACUCUCACGCAGCCGAGCGGUUGUGCGAUGACUCGGACGACGACUCGGACGCCGCCUCUGGUGACUUUGGCAGCGGUGAAGGCGGCAGGAGGCAACCGGACGUCUCAGUGAAAACCACACCUGCAUCGUUCAGGCCAGUGCCGGAGCCGCCAUUGAUAGCCUCCAAAGGAGGCAGAUUGAAGGAAACUGGUUUAAGUGGCGCCAGAGGAGAAAAAGGUGACAGAGGACAGAAAGGCACCCGAGGGGACAGAGGCCCCACGGGGCCAAAGGGAGACCCUGGUUCAGGAUUCUCCACACAAGCUGGAGGUGGCGGGCAGAAGGGAGAAAAGGGAGAUAAGGGUAGUACUGACUUUGGAACGAAAGGCGAGCGUGGGGAUCAGGGCCCCCCAGGGCCUCCUGGGCCUCCAGGACGUGCUGCCGAGGUAGUCCACAUUGGGGAUGGUUCUUUUGUGCAGCCUGUGGCCGGACCCCCAGGACCUCCAGGGAGAGAUGGGUUGCCAGGUCCAGCGGGAGAUGAUGGAGGCCCUGGUGAUCCGGGAGAGGAUGGAGAAAGUGGUCCUCCAGGGCCGCCAGGUUUCCCAGGAACUCCAGGAAGUCCCGGUGCUAAAGGCCAAAAGGGUGAGCGAGGCGAAGGACAACCUGGACCCAGAGGUCCCCCAGGACCUCCUGGACCAGGAAGUGGUAGUCGCCCGACAUUUGUUGACAUGGAGGGCUCAGGAUUCCCAGAGUGGGAGAAGAUCCGGGAACUUCGUGGUCCUCCAGGACCCCCAGGCCCUCCUGGCCCACCUGGGGUUCCCGGUACAUCAGUUGCACUGGGCUCAAAUGGUGCCGUGGCCUUUGGACCUCCUGGACCACCUGGAAAGGAUGGAGUCUCAGGUCUACCAGGGCCUCCUGGGCUUCCUGGUCUGCCGGGUCAACCUGGACUCAGAGGAGAAAAGGGUGACAGUGGUGAGCUUAGCCUUCGGGGAGCAGCUGGAGAGAAGGGUUCUCGUGGUGACCCUGGACUGCCAGGAACUCCAGGACAAACUGGGCUGGCUGGGCUUCCGGGUCCCGUGGGACCGAGCGGGCCUCCAGGACCACCUGGUCCUCCCGGACCACCAUACUCCUUUGGCUUUGAUGACCGGGAUGGCUUUGAGAGGACCAGCAGCUUUCCGGGCGCCAGUGGCCCACCGGGACCACAGGGUUCUCCGGGUAUUGCAGGUCUACCGGGCAGACCAGGUUUACCAGGAAGCAAUGGCGACAAAGGAGCAGAGGGACCUAGAGGCCCACCAGGAAUCCCAGGUCUGGACGGGUUUCCAGGACAGACAGGGCAUAAGGGGGAUAGAGGAGAGAAGGGAGAACAAGGGCUUCCAGGGCGUGAUGGUGGGCCACGUGGACCUCCAGGGCCUCCGGGACCUCCAGGCCGAAUCAUAUACCCGACAGACAGUGAUUAUAAUCACCUUUAUUGGAGUGAAGGCUUGCAGACGGGGGCAGGAAUUCCGGGCCGAGCUGGAUUCCCAGGACCCAUGGGACCAAAGGGGGAAAGGGGGGACACCGGCCCUCCAGGUUUUGCCCCUAAGGGUGAGAAAGGAGAGCCUGGUAUCAUCAUGGGUCCCGAUGGGCAGCCUCUGUACCUGGGGGGCUUGGCAGGAAAAACAGGCGAUAUUGGACUUCCUGGCCCAGUUGGACCUCCAGGCGCUUACGGUCCUCCUGGCCAAAAAGGAGAAAUCGGCUUUCCAGGUCGACCAGGUCGACCAGGACUGAACGGCAUCAAUGGGCAAAAGGGAGAGUCGGGGAGUGGGUCUGGAUACCAUGGUCCCCCAGGUCCACCGGGCCCACCUGGUCCACCUGGACCACCAUCCAGAGGAUUUGAAGACUAUUCCAGGUAUUAUCCAGCUGCUAAAGGAGAGAAAGGUGACCCUGGAACGCCAGGUAUGCCCAGCCUACCAGGUGUCGGGUCAAACUUGGACAUUUACGCUUUGAAGCAUGAGUUGAAAGGUGAAACAGGAGAUCUAGGCUUGAAAGGAGAGAAAGGAGAACCAGGCGGAGGAUAUUAUGACCCACGAUAUGCCGGAAGUGGCGCACCGGGAGUCCCUGGACCUCCGGGCCCGCAAGGGGACUCCAUUGUCGGCCCUCCAGGUCCCCAGGGGCCACCCGGUCUGCCAGGAAGAGGCUAUGAUGGACAACCUGGACCACCAGGGCCACCUGGGCCUCCAGGACCUUCCUUCCCUGGGCCUCACAGGGGCACACAAACCAUCAGUAUUCCUGGACCACCUGGACCACCUGGAAUACCUGGAUUACCAGGACACUCUUCAGGGGUGACCGUGUUGCAGUCGUAUGACAUCAUGACAGCCACAGCGAGAAGACAACCCGAGGGCUCGCUGGUUUACGUCAUCGAACAAACAGAUCUUUACCUACGAGUCAGAGACGGGGUUCGGCAAGUCCACCUUGGGGGCUACAUUCCCCUGCCACGUGACGACGGCAAUGAGGUUGCAGCAGUGGAGCCCCCACCAGUUGUUCCGUAUUCCCCACACCACCACUCCAAUGACUCCCACAGGCAUCCGGAGAGUCCAGUCCCAGUUAACCCAGACCGUUCUUCCCAGCCUGACCCGCACCGGUCCAGCCAGCUGUACCCUCCAUACCAAACAAACCCUGAUGGCCGAGACCCAAACCUUCCUUAUCCCGGAUACCAUCCUGACACUCGAUACCCAUCUCAGCCGGAUCCACGAUACCCAGCCCCAACAGACCCCAGAUACCCCAGUUACACAGAACGGGUGAACCACCCAGAUGGUCGUUAUCCGGUCCAUUCAUCUCAUGACCGCCCACCAUACUAUGCCGUCACCCCUCAGCGAAGGCCCCCUCCACCUGUGGCCCAGACUCCGGCCCACCAUCACACAUCAGGUCCAGGGCUCCACCUGAUGGCCUUGAACCAGCCCCAGACUGGAGCCAUGCGGGGCAUCCGGGGUGCCGACUUCCUGUGCUUCACCCAGGCUCAAGCCAUCGGGAUGAAAGGAACCUUCCGGGCCUUCUUGUCCUCAAAACUCCAGGAUCUCCACAGCAUUGUCCGCAAAGCAGACAGGGACCGUGUACCAAUAGUCAACCUGAAGGAUGAGAUUCUGUUUGACAACUGGGACGCCAUGUUUAGAGGAGACAGAAUCAAAGAGAAUGUCUCAAUCUACUCCUUUGAUGGUAAAGAUGUUUUGCGUGACAGCACAUGGCCUGAGAAGAUGAUGUGGCACGGCUCUAGCAGCAACGGGCAGCGGCACGUCGACAGCUACUGCGAGACGUGGCGCGUGAGCAGCCCUGCACUCACCGGUACGGCGUCGUCACUGCAGAGCGGCAAUCUGCUGCAGCAGAGUUCCAGCAGUUGCUCCAGCUCCUACGCUGUGCUGUGUGUGGAGAACAGCUACAUUGGCCAGACCAGGAGAUAAACACACACACACACACACACCAUAACUGCCAAACCUCCUGUUUUCCCAGAGGAACUCCUUUUUAAUUUUAGUUUCUCGUAUGUUUACCCGAUUUUAACCGAAAACUUCUGGUGGAAGGACGAAAAACCACAAUUUCUCUUAUUUUCCCUCACUUUCUGGAGAACUGUCCCUUCUUUGCAAAUGCAGAUGUUGACAGGUAUGACGCACACACACGUACAGUACAAGAGAACCCUGCCUGGGACUAUAACAUGUUGUAUUUAGUGGUGCUACACAACAUUAUCACACAAUAUGUGAAACAACAAGCUAUACUGGAGGCUGCUUUGACAUUUGAAGUGGACUGCAGUCUAUGACUGCGGACAGAUUUGAACAUAUCUCAGCUCCAAUCAACAAGAUAACAACUAAUAACUGUUCAUUUUUUUGCAAUAACAUGGAUAUUUUGUGUGUGUGUUUUUUAUAAGCGUGGCUAUUCUUUUGACACUUUUGUCUGAUGUCUUGUCUGAGUUUUUACAAACAAAUUCCAAAUAUAUCUGGCUCAUGUUGACAUAUUUUUCGAUUGACUUAAUGCAGACCGAUGCAUUGAGAGCAGUAAACACGCUGCAGUUAUCCACGCCUUGUGGUCUUUUGUCACACUUGCACAUCAUCCAGUCAGCCCAUUUUUGGAACACAAGCGCUACCCCGGUUUUUGCUGGUUCCUGAAUGUCUGACAAAAACCAAAUCUCACAAAAACCAAAGCAAUUUCCCACAGGAAAUACUGAAAAUCGAAUGAAUCCGUUCCAGACAAAAAUGUGCUUUAUAGAGAUUCAUUAUAGUUUUACAUGCAGAAAAGAAUGCAAAAUAAUUCUAAAUGGAUACAUGAACAUUUAACAUCACUUUGAGGAGUGGAGAAGAAAUUCAAUAGUUUUUCACCUUCUUUAUCAAAUUGCUGACACUCGCAACUUUCUUUGGCCCCAUGGUAGGUUAUUUAGCAGUCGCGCUCAAUAAAACAUGCACGGACAGUGAGUCAGCAACAGGUAGGGUGGUUUGUUUGGGCACUGGAUUCCACAAAACAGUUAUGGUAGAGCAAACGGAAGGCAGUCAUCCCUCGCCACUUCGCGCUUCGACUGUCGCAGCUUCGCUCUAUCAUGGUUUCAUCAAAACAAUCAUUGCAGUUCCUUGCUGUUUUGCCGCUGAUUAUUAGUCCAAAAUAAGCAUCUUUAAGCAUAUUUUACGUGUUUUUGGCCUAGAUCGAGCAUUGUCAAGCAUAAAAAUGGUUAAAUUCACGAAAAUACAAAUAUAAGGCAUUCAGUAGUCAUACUGUAGUCACGCAUUCCAAGACGAAGGCCUGGGUACACGUGUCUAACGUAGCACCAUCAUCAUCAAGCUAGUUGCAGGAUUUUCACAGGUUAGUGGUUGUGUGGACGCCUGUGUGUGUAAUUAUAACGGGCAAGUACUUAAGUAUAACUAUACAAGCGUGGAGUAAAAGUAUCAAAUGAAACAAACCCAGAAAAACAGAAGUUUAAAAAGUUUAACAACAACAAAAAAAAAACAGCUGAAAUUUUAUGAGAAUAAAGGCAAAAUAUUAACAGAAAAAAGUCGUACUUUUACAUGAAUGAAUGAACUAAUAUCAUCAGAAAAAAUAAUGUCAUUUUAAUAGUAUUGAGUUGAAAUAUUCAAGAAAAAUGUUUUAUUUAUUUAAAGUCGUCAUAUUACGAGAAACAAAUAAAACAGAACAAAAGUUGUAAUUUUUGGAAAAUUAGGUUGGGGAAAAAAAGCCAUAAUAUUGCAGGAAAAAAAAUAAUUAAGAAUUAAGAGAAGAAAGUUUAAAUAUUUGGAAAAUGGAAAAAUAAAUAACCCACAGCCCAAAGUUCAUACUAAUGUGCAUUUUCACUUUUAUCACAAAAUUGAGAUGCAGGCUAUUUAAAAAAAAAAAAUCCCAUUUAUGAAUAAGGAAUCGGAUCUGGAACCAAUUAACCACGAUAAACGAGGGACGACUGUAGUAUGCUGCGCGUAAUAUUGUACGAUGGCCGAGACAAAACGCAGGCCAAAUUUUGACCAAAAAAAAAACAGGGUGUUUAAAAACCAAGGUUUGACUAUAUUUUGUGUCAACUGGUUUUGUUUUUGAAGGGACCACUCGUCACAUAACAUUUGCCACGUACAGUACCACUGAGCAUUCUUGCUACAAUUAUAUAUUAAAUGACAAAGCAGUUAACUUUCAUUAAAAUGUGAAGUGAGGUUCAUGGCCGGUGAGGCAUUUAAAAAAAAAUGUUAAUACAGAUUAUUUGUAUAUGAAGUACAUGCACCUUAUCCUUCUCCAGGAAAAGCUCUGAUACUUUAUUGUAUAAGUCUGAUCACCUUCUGUUGAGCUUGGAUAUAUAAUCCUCCAUCUUGGCGGUGAAAUCCAUUCAUUCCUUCAGCAGAGCCAUAAAAAUAUAUUUCCUCCACUUGCCUUGGUGCGGACUCUCGCUCUAGCUGACACCACUGCUGAUGAAUUUCAAUAACAUUGACUCUUUUUCCUCUCUUUGAAAGGACAGCUGCGACAUGCACCUGUUUAUUCUUCACAUUUGCUUUAUUUUUGUGUCCCACAUUAACCUCUUAAUGACUUGUUCUGUAUCAACUGACACUCGUUUUAGGAAGACAUCUGGGAAGUAUUCUAUUCAAGUCAUUCAUUUGACUUCAUAUUAUCGUAAAUAAAAAAACAUAGUACAACAAAUAAAUAAAGAGGCGUGCAAGACAAACCC